Messenger RNA from Gasterosteus aculeatus aculeatus (three-spined stickleback), 3336 nucleotides. It is a transcript of the gene cry5, whose product is annotated as cryptochrome circadian regulator 5. Gene Ontology annotation, molecular function: FAD binding; DNA binding; deoxyribodipyrimidine photo-lyase activity. Gene Ontology annotation, biological process: circadian regulation of gene expression; entrainment of circadian clock by photoperiod. The record is from RefSeq and is a predicted model, not a curated record. Gene Ontology annotation, cellular component: cytoplasm; nucleus. NCBI's taxonomy places the organism in Eukaryota, Metazoa, Chordata, Actinopteri, Perciformes, Gasterosteidae.
CGGUUGGCUGAUUUUGCUGAGAACGUCGCAGAGCUUCCUGUUUUGUAACGAAAAUGUGCUGGUUACCAAACAUCUCCCAGCGUACCCAACAUCGACUAAGCGGAAUUGUGUUCGGGGCUGUUUAAGGUGCAGAGGCAUGGCUCAUACGUGUGUUCACUGGUUCCGCAAGGGCCUCCGGCUGCAUGACAACCCGGCCCUGAUGGCUGCUCUGAGGGACUGUAAGGAGCUGUAUCCGGUGUUCAUUCUGGACCCUCACCUCCACAACAACACCUGUGUGGGCAUCAACCGCUGGAGGUUUCUCGUCGGAGCCCUCAAAGACCUGGACUGCAGCCUCAGGGGGCUCAACUCCAGGCUGUUUGUUGUGAGGGGGAAACCAGAGGAAGUUUUUCCCGAGCUGUUCGACAGGUGGAAGGUUACAAAGUUGACCUACGAGUACGACACGGAGCCCUACAGCCUGAGCCGGGACAAAACGGUGGCCACGCUGGCCAAAGAACACGGAGUGGAAGUCAUCUACAAAAUCUCUCACACUCUUUAUGAUACAGAAAGGAUAAUUGAGGAAAACAGUGGCAAGGCUCCGCUUACUUAUAACCGAAUGCAGGUAAUAGUGAAGACUCUUGGUCCUCCUAAGAGACCCGUCCCUGCCCCGACCAUAGAAGAUAUGCAAGGUGCGAUGACGCCUUGUUCGGAAAACCAUGAGAAGAAAUACGGGAUUCCCACCCUGGAAGAGCUCGGCCAGGACGCAGCAGCUCUCGGAGAGGAGCAGUUCCCAGGAGGAGAACAGGAGGCUCUGAGGAGAUUAGACAAACAUAUGAAGAGAACGGGAUGGGUUUGCAGCUUUGAGAAGCCACAGACUUCUCCAAACUCUCUGAGCCCGAGCACCACUGUCCUCAGUCCGUACGUCACGUUUGGCUGCCUGUCUGCGCGCACCUUCUGGUGGAGGCUGGCAGAGGUCUAUCAGGGGAAGAAGCACUCCAGUCCUCCAGUCUCCCUGCAUGGUCAGCUACUGUGGAGAGAGUUCUUCUACACAGCCAGUGUAGGCAUCUCCAAUUUCAACAAGAUGGAGGGCAACCCUGUAUGUACCCAGGUGGAUUGGGACACAAACCCUGAGUAUUUGGCUGCAUGGAGAGAGGCUCGGACUGGUUUCCCUUUCAUCGACGCCAUCAUGACUCAGCUGAGGCAGGAGGGUUGGAUCCACCACCUGGCCAGACAUGCUGUGGCUUGUUUCCUUACCAGAGGAGACCUGUGGAUCAGCUGGGAAGAAGGGCAGAAGGUGUUUGAGGAGCUUUUAUUGGAUGGCGACUGGGCUCUGAAUGCCGGAAACUGGCAAUGGCUCUCGGCAAGUGCCUUCUUCCACCAGUACUUCAGGGUCUACUCCCCCGUCGCAUUCGGCAAGAAGACGGACAAAAAUGGAGACUACAUCAAAAAGUACCUUCCUCUUCUGAAGAAGUUCCCGGCCGAGUACAUCUACGAGCCUUGGAAAGCGCCACGCAGCGUUCAGCAGGCAGCAGGAUGCAUUGUGGGUAAAGACUAUCCGCAGCCCAUCGCAAAGCACGAAGUCAUCAGCAAGAAGAACAUCCAGAGGAUGAAGUUGGCUUAUGCUAAGAGAUCAGGAGACUCCGCUGAAUCAGCCAACAAAUCACCCGUCAAAAGACAAGGCACAAAGCGCAAGGCUCCGUCUGUUGUUGACAUGCUGAAGAAAAAAGACAGAAGAAAGUAACUGUACACUUAUAGAGGUUUUGGGUAACAUAUGGCUUUACAAAUCAUGUUGAUACGUGUAUGUGUGCAGGAAGUUUACUAUGUGUUUCUUUUUAUUACACUCUAAAUGGGUUAACCUUUUAUAUAUGUACCACAGUUCGUUUUUUUUUAAAUCUUUUUUACAUCUAUAUCAAUGUUUAAAAGUGAGUGUUAGUCUUGUAGAAUGUUUCAUGCAUGGAGUUAAAGCUCAAAUGUAUUGAUAAUGUCAUCUUUUCAUUAGUUUUUAUGUGCUGAAGUAGUUACUGAUUCUCAAUUGACCUUUUAUUUUCAUUUUGAUUAUAACAGUUAACACGCUAGAAAUUGUAUCUUCAUUUUUGACUCUUUACCUUGUAUGACUGCUCAGGAGUUAAUAUAUAAUUCAAAAUUGGUCAACGUCUAUGGCUCGAUGUCUAUCAUUGUUUAUAGUUAUAGUCAUAGUUUAUACUGCAUAAAAGUGAGACACCAAAUCGUUGCCUUUUACACCAGAAAAUGGAGGCACUCAAUCCAAGUUUGUGUUCCGGUGGUACUCUGGAGUUUUAUCUAAGGGUUAGUGGUAUUAGGUAACACUAAUACCACUAGAGGACACCAGACACUGUAAGUCCACCUGCUGAAAAAUCACUUUGCCCUGCAGUGUUACUGUCAACUUUUAAAAAGGUUUCUAAUAAUUAUGAAUGUAUUUGUCAAUAAUAAAUAUGAAUGUAUUUGUCAGUAGUAUGGAGUUGCAAAAUGUACAUUCAGCAGCUGUGGUCCAAUGUGAGCAACACAGAUCUUAUACUUUGUGCAUAAAAGGAACGCUUAUACUGCAAAACUGAUAUUUUCAAUAAUUUAUAUUAUCAAGCGUGUGUGUUUAUUUAUUUAUAUAUAUAUAUAUAUAUAUAUACCUACACAAAGUGUGAUGGAAUUUAAUGGAAAACGGAUUAAUGCAAUAUGUAUCCCAUUGACCAAAAUGCCCACCAAUAUGUGUGUGUGUGUGUGUGUGUGUGUGUCACACAGCUGUCUUUUGAGGCCGUGAAGUCUUCUCCUGUUUCGGCUUCCUUGGACCGGACACUGGUGUGAAAAUCCAGAUGAUGAUGUCACAGCCUCAACAGCGGGCCAGGCGGCCGUACAAAGCCCAGCGCGGUUUCCACAGAGACCUCUCAAACAUCACAACAAUCCGCUGUCCUACUGUGCCUGCGUGUUGGAGCGUCACUGAGGGUACACUUGGCACCCGGCCUGUAAAACCUCCCGCCAGAGCCACGCCGCACUGGCUGAGCUGCUUUCGCUCAUCAUAUCAGACUCAGUUGAAAGUCCGUUUUGUCUGUAUUCUGCAUUUAUGGGCCGAUAAGCUAUGCUAAGGUGCACCCAGAAAGAUUGAUUGACAUAUCAUCGCCUCCCGUCCGAGAUUGUCCGUUGGUGCGCCCCUCUCCCGUCGGCCCGUGUUGACACGACCACUCCGCGUCUUGGAUCUGGGUGCUUUAAUAUCCCAGUUGGAUUGGAACAGCAUGUUCCAGUGCAGCUGGUGCUCCAUGUAGCUUGAAAAAUAGUGAUUUAUCUUAAGAGUUUAUUUUCAGCAUCAAACAUUUAUUGCCCACUUUCUUUUAUAAUAAAUUUGUUUUACACAAA